GUCAAGUCCUUGAGCGUCACAGGAAGCUGCAGCAGGGUGACAUACAUAAAGACCAAAGAGGAAGCCUCGUCUCUUCAGGCAGAUGAGUAUUUUUUCAUCAAGAAGACUUGGAAAUUUACUAGUUGCUCCAAGAAGGGUCUGGCUAAUUACUUUUGGAGAAUAUAAUUUCUGCGCAAACAUUUUUGAUUCAGAAUUUGAAAGAGCCAUAACGGGCAUUUCAAAUCAGCAAGAAGCCAAAGAACAUGGGGACCUGCCCCAUCAAAUGUCGAUCAAACCUGACAAUGCUUGAAAAUCCACCUGAUUCUGCAUCACCAGCCCCCGAGGAAAGCAUGAUUGUAUCCCUCUGUAACUACCCGUCCUUUCGUGACAGGGAAUCGACCAUGUGCAUUGGGGAAAGGCUCACCAUCGUGUCAGACGAUGGUGAUUUUAUGAUGGUGAGAUCCACAACCACAGGCCUCGAAAGCUACAUUCCCACCAACUACACCACCAAGGUGACACACAGGUGGCUGUUCACAGGCAUCAGCAGGUACAAAGCAGUGGAGCUGCUCAUGCAGCCCAAUAACCAGAGUGGAGCCUUCUUGAUCCGAGAGUCAGAGACAAACAGAGAUUGUUACUCGCUGUCCGUCCUGAGGAGAACAGACGUCUCGUACCUAGACAGUGUGAAGCACUACCGCAUCUCUCACCUCCAAAAUGGCUGGGUCUACAUAUCCCCGAGACUCACCUUCCCCUCCCUGCAUCACCUGGUGGAACACUAUUCAGAGUCUGCAGAUGGAUUGUCCUGUAGGCUGACAGCACCUUGCUUCAUCCAGGGAUUAGAUAACGCUCGAGAGGCCAGGCCUAUACCCACGACUAUCAGGAGGCCUACAGUACAGUGGAAGGACAUCAGCAGGUCGGCGAUCUUCAGGAGGACCAGAACAGAGUCAGACAACUCUCUGGUGAGCGAGGGCCUGAGGGAAGCCAUCAGCUCUUACCUCCAAAUGACAGAGGGCAAUGAUGACAGCUGGGACCCUUGAGGAAGGACAGUGGAUCAGUCUGAAAGAAUGAAGUCAGACCGAUAGAGAGCAGUCCAUUACUGAACUGUCUCAUCUGCAGACUGGGCAGGCCAGUGGAAAAGGACGUCUGCACACCCAAUGUAGUCCUCGUACACUGCCCUGUAGUGGCAGGAGGGCUGGGACGCUGCAGUGCUUGGAGUUGUGACCUGCUGCAUGUCAGCAAGAGACUGUUCUUUGUGCCCGAAGAGGCACACAGUGGGUGUGUGAGCUGAAAAUUUUAAAAGUGAGACAUAUCCUCAUUUGUUUUUAAAGGUUGAAUGUAUCACGUGCUGUUUGAAUGUAAUAUUAUAUGUUAAUACUACUGGAUUAUGAUUGUUUAUUGGAAUCCAAUAAAAUACGUUAGCUGCUG
Molecule: messenger RNA, 1401 nt
Organism: Xiphias gladius (swordfish)
Lineage: Eukaryota; Metazoa; Chordata; Actinopteri; Istiophoriformes; Xiphiidae
Product: src-like-adapter 2
Exons: 8
Coding region: 243-1013 (256 amino acids)
Molecular function (GO): protein binding
Source: RefSeq, a predicted model, not a curated record